GUGAAUCUGAUGAGAACAUGCCCCUUUCAUAUACAGGCAAGUCUGAAUGGGACCUUUAUUUGAGUCUGGUCAAAUUGACUGUCUUGUCCUUCCAUUAAUGUACGCUGUAUGCCGUGUUUCGGCGCAGAGGGGUUGAAUGCCAACCAUGUAUCGUCGGGGACGUCCGACAUUCCUCCUUGGGUAAGUAUGCUGUCAAUCAUCCAUCCUUCCAAGCGAAUUGCCCGGAUGAAAGGGAUGCCGAUAUACCGUCUCCAUCUCGUUUGGACGGUUACAAGUGGCGGCCCACCCACGGCUCCUACGAUGAUCCCGUCGUAUUGGCGUAUUCAUGAUUCAUCCUGAUGGAAAAUGAUAAGUGGGGAACAAUUUCAUCUACUUACCAGGGGGCUGGAUCCUGUCUUCGUCGGAAUAUAUAGUCUUGGAUUCCAACAAUGGCUUUGUUGCUGUUUCUCUGGUCCUCACAGCCUAGCAAUCCACCAUGGCUAUAGUGCUUGACGUCCUGGGAAGCCACAACCUCUUGCAAGGGGUUGCAGUGGCUCUGCUUGUGGUCUUCGUGUCGAGUGUUUAUCAUGAACUAGCAGACAGUUUCCCAUACAAGAAUAUUCCCCUCAUCGGAAAAAGUAGGUGGGAGAUCACGAACACAAAGGCCAAACAGCGGUUUGUUACUUCGGCGAAAGAUCUCUUUGCGGAGGGAUUUAGCCAGGGCAGAAAAGCAUUUCAGGUCGUCUUCUCCUCUAGGCCGACAAUUGUUCUUCAUCCUAGCCUGGUGGACGAGGUCAAGAACCAUCCACUUCUUGACUUUAAUGAAGCCAACAAAAAGAAUUUCUUCGGAUCCAAGAUCCCGGGAUUUGAGCCGUUUGAUGGAUUAGACAACGAGGGUAUCUUCCUAGAGGUGAUUAAUAAGAAGAUCACUCAAGGACUUGGUCAAUUGACCACUCCGCUUUCGAGGGAGACUGCUGCAGUUUUGGAAGAAAAGAUUCCCGAGACUAAAGAAUGGGUGCCUUUUGCUUUUGCACAGGAGAUCCCCAAUAUCGUGGCUCGGCUGUCGUCUCUCGUGUUUCUGGGCGAGAAGAUCUGUCGCAACAAGCAAUGGCUGGAUGUCUCUGUCAACUACACCAUCGACGCCUUCUUUGCUGCCCGCGACCUCCGACUGUGGCCAUCCGUUCUCCGUCCUUUGGUCCAUUGGUUCUUGCCGUCAACCCGCAAGACCCGGAAAGACAUCAGAAUUGCCUCCGCCAUCAUCAACAGUGAAAUUGAAAAGCGGAAGCUCAUCCGGGAAGGCAAGCUCCCAGAGGAGGAUCCCCCAAGGACGCAUGCAGAUACACUGGACUGGUUCGAUGAGGUCGCAGCUGGGCGGCCGGUGGAUGUCACUCGGGCCCAGGUGGGCCUUUCUCUGGCGGCCAUUCAUACGACGUCCCAUCUUCUCACGAAUGUCAUGUACGACUUGACGGCUUACCCAGAGUACAUUCAACCGCUGAGGGACGAAAUCAAAGCUGUCGUCACCGAAGAUGGAGGCCUGAAAAAGACCAGCCUGACCAAGUUGAAGCUGAUGGACAGUGUGCUGAAGGAGACCCAGCGAAUGCACCCGGCUGGCAUCACCUUCCUCAAUCGCGUCGCGAUGGGAGAAAUCAUCCUCUCCGACGGCACCCGAAUCCCCAAAGGCGCCAGCAUCGCCGUCUCCGCGCACAAUCUCGAAGACGAGUCGAUCUACCCGGGGGCCAGCAAGUAUGACGGCUUCCGAUUCUACAAGAAGCGACGAGAACCUGGCAACGAACACCGCUACCAGUUCGUGACGACCAGCGCGGAGCAUUUCGCCUUUGGCCACGGCAUGCAUGCCUGCCCGGGGCGGUUUUUCGCCGCGAACGAGGUGAAAAUCCUCCUCAUCCACUUCCUGCUGCGAUACGACUGGAAGUUCGCCGACGAGCGCACGACCCGACCGACCAACUUCAUGCACGGGACUGAGACGAUCUGCGAUCCGACCGUGCAAUUCCUGUUCAAGUCGCGACAGCCCGAAGUUGAACUGGUAUGAUCGAUUCAAUGAUCCCAGUGUAUAUACCAUAGAAGUAUCUCAUACAUAAGCAGUAGAUGUCCCAUUCAUUCCACCAAUCAGAACAUCAUACCCAAACCUAAGACAUAACACGACAGUUCAUGAAUCAAGUUAUCCCAUCCUACCCAACGGCGUUACGCAUGCAUGCAGACCAGUCAUGCAUGGUCACCAGCCUAGUCAGCACAGUACAUGUGAAGUCACAACUAAAACCGGCUUAUGCAAGGGGUAG
Aspergillus ibericus CBS 121593 is the source of this 2273-nucleotide messenger RNA. RefSeq names its product cytochrome P450. Gene Ontology annotation, molecular function: monooxygenase activity; heme binding; oxidoreductase activity, acting on paired donors, with incorporation or reduction of molecular oxygen. Lineage: Eukaryota; Fungi; Ascomycota; Eurotiomycetes; Eurotiales; Aspergillaceae. The transcript has 6 exons. The coding region runs from base 476 to 2026 and encodes 516 amino acids. The record is from RefSeq and is a predicted model, not a curated record.